Fonsecaea multimorphosa CBS 102226 is the source of this 1137-nucleotide messenger RNA. RefSeq lists its product as uncharacterized. Gene Ontology annotation, cellular component: intracellular anatomical structure. Gene Ontology annotation, molecular function: oxidoreductase activity, acting on NAD(P)H, oxygen as acceptor. Bases 1 to 1137 code for a protein of 378 amino acids. Lineage: Eukaryota; Fungi; Ascomycota; Eurotiomycetes; Chaetothyriales; Herpotrichiellaceae. The transcript has 3 exons. The record is from RefSeq and is a predicted model, not a curated record.
AUGAACACACACCACACCCUCCGCCUGCUCCGGCAGAUACCCCGUCUCAACAGCUUGCGCUCCGUCCCCUCAAGAGUCGGAUCAUAUCCAUCCCUCGGCCGACCUUUGUCCUCGACGUCCUCCCGCUCCCUCAGGGUCACUCCCCCUCAAUUUGAAAAAGACGAACAAGAUCCAUAUCAUAAAGUCUCGACCGAGGCCACCGGCACCUCGGCCGGUCCCCAUGAAGGCUCAGCCGCCCGAACCGAUCGAGAUAUUGUGGUGGAAUACCCUCCAGAAGAGGAAUUUCCUCGGGACAGACCAUUGCGCGGGAGAGGGGGGAUCCAGUAUGUUAGAACGUUGCCAACCUUCAGUCUCGAGGGCAGAACGGCGGUCGUGACUGGAGGCGCACGAGGGCUCGGAUUGGUCAUGGGCCAAGGCCUGGUUCAAUCGGGAGCAGACCUGGCGAUUGUCGAUCUGAAUAAGGAGGAAGGUGAAAAGCAAGCCGCAGAACUCAUGUCGAUGAUGAACAAGGAAAACGCAGACAGCGGCUCCGACGACUACGUUCCCAAGGUGACAGCACACUAUGCCGACGUGUCUGACCCAGAAUCCGUGAAUGCAUGCAUCGCCGAGAUUCUCCAACAGCACGGCAAAAUCGACCAUUUGGUGACCUCGGCAGGAUUCACAGAGAACUUCUCUGCUGAGACAUACCCUUACGAGCGCAUGAAGAAACUCUGGGGUGUCAACGUUGACGGGACGUAUCUGUUUAGCACCGCCGUGGGGAGGCAUCUGAUGGAACGCAACAUUACACACGGGAGCAUUGUCAUGAUCGGGAGCAUGUCUGGCUCAAUUGUCAAUGUGCCUCAACCACAGGCGCCGUACAACGCGGCAAAGGCGGCGGUCAGGCAUCUUGCCGCCAGUUUGGCUGUGGAAUGGGCACACGCCCAUGUCCGAGUGAAUUGUAUCAGCCCUGGCUACAUGUUGACGGCUUUGACCCGCAAAAUCCUUGAUGACAAUCCAGAGCUCAACAAGACUUGGACAUCCUUGAUCCCAGUCGGCAAAAUGGGCUCUCCUGAGGACCUCCAAGGAGCGGUGGUGUAUCUGCUGAGUGAUGCUAGUCGAUAUGUCACAGGCGCGGAUCUGCGAGUGGACGGAGGGUAA